Populus euphratica (Euphrates poplar) is the source of this 1442-nucleotide messenger RNA. RefSeq lists its product as uncharacterized. Gene Ontology annotation, molecular function: ATP binding; pantothenate kinase activity. NCBI's taxonomy places the organism in Eukaryota, Viridiplantae, Streptophyta, Magnoliopsida, Malpighiales, Salicaceae. The record is from RefSeq and is a predicted model, not a curated record. Gene Ontology annotation, biological process: coenzyme A biosynthetic process. Gene Ontology annotation, cellular component: nucleus; cytosol. The transcript has 12 exons. The coding region runs from base 186 to 1289 and encodes 367 amino acids.
AUAAGCCCUGGCAGCGUUGGGGUAAAGAGUUUAGUUUAACCAUUCUCGAGCACAAAGAGGAAAGCUCUCUAUCAAGUGGCCAAAGGGGAUUUCUUUCUCUCUUUCGCCCACACCUAUCUAUCAUCCAAUUACAUAUUUGCACGCAUAUCAACUGUAGCAUCAGGUUGAGUAGAGGGGAAAAAUCGAUGGAGAGCGAAUCGGAGUUGGUACCCUUCCCGUUGCUAUUGACGCCGAUCGAAUCCAAUUACAGAGCUUGCACCAUUCCUUACCGCUUCCCCUCAGACAAUCCUAAGAAACCAACUCCUACCGAGCUCCAAUGGAUUGACCUCUUUCUCAAUUCCAUUCCCUCCUUCAAGAAGCGUGCUGAAAUUGAUCCUACUGUUCCUGAUGCCCCUGUCAGAGCUGAAAAAUUUGCUCAGAGAUAUGGUGAUGUACUGGAGGACUUUAAGAAAGAUCCGGAAAGCCAUGGUGGCCCUCCUGAUUGCAUUCUUCUUUGCAGACUGCGGGAGAUAAUCCUUAGAGAGUUGGGAUUUAUAGACAUAUUCAAGAAAGUCAAGGAUGAAGAGAAUGCAAAGGCUAUAUCACUCUUUAAGGAUGUGGUUCAGCUUAAUGAUGCUAUUGAAGAUGAGCCCAAGCGUCUAGAAAAUCUUGUCAGAGGAAUUUUUGCUGGGAAUAUCUUCGACCUCGGUUCUGCAGAGCUUGCAGAGGUUUUCUCAAAGGAUGGAAUGUCCUUUUUAGCUAGUUGUCAAAAUCUGGUCCCUCGACCCUGGGUCAUUGAUGACUUGGACGCCUUUAAAGUGAAAUGGAGCAAGAAAUCAUGGAAAAAGGUUGUCAUCUUUGUUGAUAAUUCUGGUGCAGAUAUAAUUUUGGGUAUUUUGCCCUUUGCAAGAGAGCUACUGCGGCAUGGAACUCAGGUUGUGUUGGCUGCCAAUGACAUGCCUUCUAUCAAUGACGUCACUUACACUGAACUGAUAGAGAUUAUAGCAAAGUUGAAGGAUGAAAAUGGACAGCUUAUGGGUGUCAACACGUCAAAUCUUUUGAUAGCCAAUUCUGGAAAUGAUUUGCCGGUUAUUGAUCUUACAAGAGUAUCCCAAGUGCUAGCCUAUCUAGCAAGUGAUGCAGACCUAGUAGUAUUGGAAGGAAUGGGCCGUGGGAUAGAGACAAAUCUUUAUGCUCAGUUUAAAUGCGACUCUCUUAAGAUUGGGAUGGUGAAACAUCCAGAGGUUGCUCAGUUCCUCGGGGGACGGCUUUACGAUUGUGUUUUCAAGUACAAUGAAGUUGUGGGUUAAAAUUUUGAUUCUUGUCUGUACUACUAACCCAAUUUAUUCCGAGGCAACCGUUCAAUAUACAUUUAUUUUAGGCCUCAUCGCCUGGAACAUGUAGAUGAACCAUAGAAUUCAGUUUUUUAAAUCAAUAAAGAAGCACAAAACUGAUUACAUGCA